Molecule: messenger RNA, 627 nt
Organism: Candidozyma duobushaemuli
Lineage: Eukaryota; Fungi; Ascomycota; Pichiomycetes; Serinales; Metschnikowiaceae
Exons: 1
Coding region: 1-627 (208 amino acids)
Biological process (GO): intracellular mRNA localization; ribosomal large subunit biogenesis
Cellular component (GO): nucleolus; preribosome, large subunit precursor
Molecular function (GO): mRNA binding
Source: RefSeq, a predicted model, not a curated record
AUGGGAGCUAAACAGAAAGAGGCUAUCAAGAGGAGAAAUAAGGCAAAUCUCUCGAGGACUGCUGAGAGCGAGGUCUACACUGACAAGCAAGCCAAAAACCUUCUAGCAGAUCAGCCCAAGUUAACGCCGAAGUCCAAAGUCAAGAAGCCUAGUAAACAGGCUGUAAAGAAGCGUGACGCCAAAAUAAGGCUUUAUGGCGCUAGAAAUGGAAAAGAAUACAGAGAAGAAGAAUUGAACAUCCCUAAUCUCAAUAGGGCUAUUGUACCGGGAGUCAAGGCCAAGAAGGGAAAGAAGGGAAAGAAGUUCGUGGAUGAUCACGACAGUCUAAUGUUGAACCGUUUGGUGAAGUCCAUCAAUGACAAGCAUGAUCAAGUGAAUGAGUCCAAGUUGGAGAAAGCAAAGAGAUUGGAGGAGAUUCGUGAAUUGAAGAGGGCCGAGAUCGAAAGAAAGGAACAGGAGAAGGCCAACAAAUUGAACGAUAAAAAGGCAGAAAUCAAGAAUAAAGCCAAUGUUGCAAGAGCAGCUAGGCGAAAGAGUGCCAGAGCUGCAAAGCGGUCCGAGGAAGACGGUGUCGACGAGACCGAGACUCCUGCAAAGAAAAAGAAGAAGUCUGUCUCAUUUGCAUAA